Messenger RNA from Cannabis sativa, 3234 nucleotides. RefSeq names its product protein TRM32. Bases 543 to 2942 code for a protein of 799 amino acids. Lineage: Eukaryota; Viridiplantae; Streptophyta; Magnoliopsida; Rosales; Cannabaceae. The transcript has 5 exons. The record is from RefSeq and is a predicted model, not a curated record.
GCCUACAUACAUUGUCUCCAACUGUGGAAAAAUUAGACUUGUUGUAUCUUGAUGCAUUUGUUAAUUUCAUAGUUAUAGCUUCUAUGUUGAUAACUAAUAAGGUUACAUCACAUCAAAAGCUAUUGGGAAUAUGGUUUGGCUUGGUCCAUUCCAUAACACAAAAUUAUUAAUGAACAACCUUCAUUCAAUGUUAUACUAGUGGUUGUGGUGUGUCCAUUGGGACACCUAACAGAUCCCUCAUACAAUCGACCUCAUAUUGUCCACCAUUUUAGACCCUUAUUUUUUUAUAUACGAAAAACUAAAAGAUAAUUAUUAUUAUGAUUUUAUUUUAUUUUAUUUGUGUGUGUUUGUUUUUGAAUAGAUGGUUGCUUCCACAUUCUACCAUUGUCAAAUUGAUUUUUCCUAUAUUAGCUCGAGUUGGUUUAGUUCUUUUUCUCACACAUUAAAGUUCUUUCCCCUUAUAAAUCUAUGAUGGAAAAAGGAGUUUGAGGACAACUAUCUACCCAAGACCAAAUUUUAAUUGCUUUUUGUUGGGGAAUUAGAUGCAGUAUUUUGGUAAAAAAGAAAUGGGGAAGAACUUGAGACAAAAAGGUUCAAUCAUAUCUUUAAGAUCGAAUGAGAAUGAAGGAGGACAUGCAUGGGGUUUACUUCACAUCAUCAAAUAUCAUCACUGGCGUCGUGUUAAGAAAAAGCUCACUCAAAAAAACCCAUCUCUUGUUGAAAAUCAUGAAGAGAUGCCAAGUUCUAAUCCUAACAAGCAAGAACAAGAUGAUGGGCAUAUGUAUAAGCCUAGUGUUGAAGAAAGAAGUAGAGAUUCCUCUCCAAAAAAGAACAAUUCUGUCAAAUCCCGAAUAAAGUCAUUUCUUGCUGAAGAGAUAACUCAUAAAAAGGGCAGGCAUCAUAGGAGUUCAUCCUGUCCUGUAAGACAAUUGACAAGAACAGAUUCCAUCCAUCAUUCACAACUUCCUUAUUUGGAACCUCUUAUUAAAACAUUAGAGUUAGAUCAUGAGCAAAACAUCGAAAUCCAUUCCGCGUCCAAUGAGCAAAAUCCAAUGGCAAUGAAUAGUGAUUCUAGUCAAGAAUGUAGUGUCAGGGUUGUUGAGGAUGAACCACAACAUGACCACUUUGAUGAGAGUCCAAAACUUCUCCAAGGAGAGUUGGAGAAUACCACAGCAUUUAUGUUGAAACAGAAGUCUACAAAUGAAAGAAAAUGCAGUGUGGAUGCUUUGGCUAGUCAUCCCAAAGAGUGUUUAGAUGCCUUGGAUAUAAUCAGUGUAAACAAGGAGUUGGUGAUGAAAAUUUUGCAGGAUCCAGGGUCUCCUUUGGCUCACCAUUUUAGCAGUCAACAAGCACUGAGUGCAAAACAAGGACUAGACAAGUGUAAGACAUUCCCUUCAUCUGGUUCAUUAGGUUAUAGAGGUUUAGAACCUAGCAGACUCAAACAUAUGAAGAAGGCUUCUCCAGCUUCUGCUAAGCAACAAAAGAACAAUGGCGAUACUCAUGCUGUUGUUAAGCAUUUCAAGACUCUUAAACAGAAGAUUAAACAUGUAAUCAGAGAAGGAAGAAAAGAGAGGCAUAUAAUUAGUAUGGACGCCAUCAUCCAUAAGAUUCCACAUGGACAUAAUAUGGAGGAGGAGAUUGAUAAUAAACUUAAUAGUUCGGCAAAUUAUGAAGAAUGUAAAGACAUUGAUGGUACUGCUUUUGAAACUGAUUUGUCAAGUUCUUCCCUUAAGAAAAAUAAAGCAAGGCUGCGCCACCAAAUGAGAAGAGCCUCAUCUCUCACUGAAUCGUUGGAUCGGUAUUGCCAGUUGUAUGAGACUAGCUUCAACCGGGAAGCUAAACAUCAAAACACUGAAGGAUUGAAAAUCAAAAUAAAAGAAGAAGGUUCCCCUAAUAGUGUCCCAAAGUACUUGGCAAGGAUUUACUCCUUACCUGACCUUAACUCUUUUCUUGAUCCAGAGGAAUCUCCUGAAGCUUUGUCCUCCUCAAAAGGGCAAGCCAACAAUGUCAUGGAUCAGAAUGUUAGCACAAGUAGUUAUGAUGAACCAAAAGAUCUUGGUGUUGCAGUAGGCAUUGCAGGUCAAUUGCACAUGAAUGAUGAUCAUACAACCAAGAGCAUUAUUUCUAAAUCUUCGGUUGAGACUGGUGCAGUAAAUUUUGUUACAGAUGAUGAGUUGGGUUUAACAUCAAUAUCAAAUAGUGAAGCUGAUACUCAGUUGUGUUCUCAUAUACAUGAUUAUGGAAGCUUGACAGUAGAAGAAUCAGAGAACGAAGCAAUACUUGCUGAUGAACUAGUUAAGUUGGUAAAGGACAAGGAGCUUGACAUGGCUACACCCCAAGUGUCUGGAACUGAAAAGGCUCAAGAAACACUUGACAAACAAAUAAUGGAAGAAAUUUCCCAUCUUAAAGUGAAUUCAAAAGACAAAGCUGAGUUCAGUUAUGUGAGAGAUGUACUUGAACUGUCUGGGUUCAGUAGCAAUGCAUUCCUUGGAACUUGGCACUCUGAUGAUCAACCAGUUGAUCCCUCAGUAUAUGAAGAAGUAGAGGGUUGCUUAGAGGUUGAUCCUAACACUUGUGCAAAUGAAGAUUUUGAAAGUGAUCACAUGCUGUUAUUUGAUAUAAUAAAUGAGGUUUUGAUUGAGAUAUAUGCAAGGUCAUACAGUUACUGUCCAUUUCCACUCUCUUGUGUUUCACUCAUGAGUCCAAUGCCAGCAGGGCCACAUGUUCUGAGAGAAGUGUGGUCCCUUAUAAGUUGGUACUUGAGCUUCAAACCAGAGGUUGGCCAAUCACUAGAUUAUGUUGUGGGGCGUGAUUUAGCUAAAAGUCAUGGGUGGAUGAACCUUCAAUUUGACAGUGAGUGUGUUGGUCUUGAGCUAGAAGACUUAAUUUUUGAAGAUCUCCUAGAGGAAGCCAUAUUGGGGUUUGACAUAGUUAGUCCAUGACUAUAUAUAUGUUCCUUCAAAGUGGUCUUCUUGGCCUGUCUUUUGCUUGUUUAUAAGCCAUACAAGUCAAGAGUAUGGACCUAUCUCAACCCUCUGUCUUGGUAGAAUCGAUGGUUGAGAUUACUGGCUGCUUAAGGGAUAUAUAUUGUAUAGCAUUAGCAAUUUUGUACAUUGUGUUGUAGAUAGAAGAAAAAUAAUAGAUAUAAAGUAUACUUAUAAGAUAUAUGUAUCACAAUGUUUUUAUAGUGUUGAGAUGAGAUCUGAUUCUAUGGUAAGGCUUUCCUUUGUAGUU